AUGGAAAGUUUUCAACAAGCUCUUGAAGAUUGUCAACUCUCUGACCUUGGUUACAAGGGGUCACGUUUUACGUGGAACAAUGGAAAAGAGGACGAAAAUUUCACUAAGGAGCGACUAGACCGAGCCAUGGCCAACCAAGAAUGGUGCUCAAUGUUCGGGGAGUAUGAAGUACGAAUUUUGGCGGCACGUUCGUCUGAUCACAAGCCCCUACUUGUCCGUUUUGGGACAUUCUCAAAGGUGCGGCAGCGAAAGAGAAGGGGCUUCCGGUUUGAGGCCAGUUGGACAGUGGAGAAUGACUUCCAGGAAAUUGUACAAGAGGCUUGGGGGGAGGGGAAUGGUGUAACCCAGGGGCUGGAAUCAAUGAGAAGUAGACUGGACCGAUGUCAACACGUUCUUGAAAGGUGGGACCGGGAAAAGCUAAGACAUGGCGAUUUGUCUAUUAAAAAUUUGACAACUCGGCUAGAGUUAUUACAACGCCAGGAAACCCCUGUUGAAAAUUGCCUUGAAUUAAUCAAGUCAUGA
Molecule: messenger RNA, 522 nt
Organism: Corylus avellana
Lineage: Eukaryota; Viridiplantae; Streptophyta; Magnoliopsida; Fagales; Betulaceae
Source: RefSeq, a predicted model, not a curated record